This is a messenger RNA of Otolemur garnettii (small-eared galago), 1851 nucleotides long. Its product is annotated as glutamate dehydrogenase 1, mitochondrial-like. The transcript has a single exon. The record is from RefSeq and is a predicted model, not a curated record. Gene Ontology annotation, biological process: L-glutamate catabolic process. Gene Ontology annotation, cellular component: mitochondrion. Lineage: Eukaryota; Metazoa; Chordata; Mammalia; Primates; Galagidae. The coding region runs from base 141 to 1292 and encodes 383 amino acids. Gene Ontology annotation, molecular function: L-glutamate dehydrogenase (NAD+) activity.
GGGAGGUCAUGGAGGGCUACCGGGCCCAGCACAGCCAGCACCACACGCCGUGCAAGGGAGGUAUUCGUUACAGCACUGAUGUGAGUGUAGAUGAAGUAAAAGCUUUGGCUUCUCUGAUGACUACAAGUGUGCGGUAGUUGAUGCACCCAGUGGGGGGUGCUAAAGCUGGUGUUAAGAUUUAUCCCAAGAGCUAUACAGAUAAUGAACUGGAAAAGAUCAUAAGGAGGUUCACCAUGGAGCUAGCAAAGAAGGGUUUUAUUGGUCCUGGCAAUGAUGUGCCUGCCUCGGAUAUGAGCACAGGGGAGCGGGAGAUGUCCUGGAUUGCUGACACCUAUGCCAGCACCAUGGGGCACUAUGACAUUAAUGCACAUGCCUGUGUUACUGGUAAACCUAUCAGUCAAGGAGGUAUCCAUGGACGAAUCUCAGCUAUUGGCCGUGGUAUUUUCCAUGGGAUUGAAAAUUUCAUCAAUGAAGCUUCUUACAUGAGCAUCUUAGGAAUGACACCAGGGUUUGGAGAUAAAAUAUUUGUUGUUCAGGGAUUUGGUAAUGUGGGCUUGCACUCUAUGAGAUAUUUACAUCAUUUUGGUGCUAAAUGUGUUGGCGUUGGUGAAUCUGAGGGGAGCAUAUGGAAUCCAGAUGGUACUGACCCAAAGGAACGAGAAGACUUCAAAUUGCAGCAUGGAUCCAUUAUGGGCUUCCCCAAGGCAAAGCCCUAUGAAGGAAGCAUCCUGGAAGCUGACUGUGACACACUCAUCCCUGCCGCCAGUGAGAAGCAGUUGACCAAGUCCAAUGCACCCAGGGUGAAAGCCAAGAUCCUUGCUGAAGGUGCCAAUGGGCCAACAACUCCAGAAGCUGAUAAGAUCUUCCUGGAGAGGAACAUUAUGGUUAUUUUGGAUCUCUACUUGAAUGCAGGAGGAGUGACAGUGUCUUACUUUGAGUGGUUGAAGAAUCUAAAUCAUGUCAGCUAUGGUCGUUUGACCUUCAAAUAUGAAAGGGAUUCUAAUUACCACUUGCUCAUGUCUGUUCAAGAGAGUUUAGAAAGAAAAUUUGGAAAGCAUGGUGGAACUAUCCCCAUUGUACCCACAGCAGAGUUCCAAGACAGCAUAUCGGGUGCCUCUGAGAAAGAUAUUGUGCACUCUGGCUUGGUGUGCACAACGGAACGUUCCACCAGGCAAAUUAUGCGCACAGCCAUGAAGUAUAACCUGGGGUUGGACCUGAGAACAGCUGCCUAUGUCAAUGCCAUUGAGAAAGUCUUCAAAGUGUACAGUGAGGCUGGUGUGACCUUCACAUAGGUGGAUAAUGCCUGACUUCCUCACUAUCCUCUUCACCUGUAACUUCUGCAGACCUAUCACAAGUUUACAUGUAACCACAAAAAUCCCUUUCUCUCAUGACUCAUUAGAUAAUAGACACCAUUCUCAAAAAGUCAAACCAAAUCAGUCCCUUAAGAAAAAAGAAAUUAACAUUAGGGGAUCAUGUACAGUCCGAGGAGUGUGAAAAUGUAGGUCACAUACAGAGAGCCAUUUUAGGUAUUUUUCCAUUAAAUAAAAGUUCUCACUCUGGCUCUUCCCAGCAGUCAGUGCUACUGCCAGGGAAGGCGCAGUCAAGAGCAGUCAGUUACUUGCUUCUUUUGCUCUGAAAAAGUCUGGGAUGUGCUGUAACUUUAACACAUUUAAGAAGUAGGUAUGUGACCAUUUCAGAAGGUGGCAUGGUCCUCAAGUGAGUUAUUGGUAUUUUACAUCAGCAAAAUAACUCAAUUGUACAGACUGCAAACAGAAAGAAAAGCUGUUUCUGUUUAUGCAUUUUAUUCUUUUAGAAUAAGUACAUGCUGCUGUAAUAAAAUUGCCUUUAAUU